Delphinapterus leucas (beluga whale) is the source of this 1500-nucleotide messenger RNA. The record is from RefSeq and is a predicted model, not a curated record. Lineage: Eukaryota; Metazoa; Chordata; Mammalia; Artiodactyla; Monodontidae.
AUGCUGAAAUUCUGAGAGGCUGCUAAGUGUGUGAGUGGAUCAAUAGCUGUUUCCACGUGUCCAAAGCCCUUGAUCGCAAGAAGAUACACGCUUCAACAGAAACUUGGCAGUGGAACUUUUGGAACCGUCUAUCUGGUGUCAGACAAGAAAGCCAAACAAGGAGAGGAAUUAAAGGUCCUGAAGGAAAUCUCUACUGGAGAACUCAAUCCAAAUGAGACUCUGCAGGCCACUUUGGAGGCCCAGCUCCUUUCCAAGCUGGACCAUCUAGCCAUCGUCAAGUUCCAUGCGAGCUUUGUGGAGCAAGAUGAUUUCUGCAUUUUCACAGAGUACUUUGAGGGAAGGUUGGACUUGUCUGACCAGGACCAGGAUCACAGGGGUAUAGGGAAAACCUUUCCUCCUAAUAGACUACACUCCUGGUAUAUUGAUCUUUGUGGCAUUGAUUAUUUCCAUAUUCAAAGGUACUUCCAUCGAGACUUGAAAUCAAAUAAUAUAUUUCUGAAAAAUAAUCUACUUAAAAUUGGGGAUUUUGGAGUUUCUCGACUCUUAAUGGGAUCCUGUGAUCUAGCCACCACUUUUACUGGAACUCCCCAUUAUAUGAGCCCAGAGGCUCUGAAACACAAAGGCUAUGACACAAAGUCGGAUAUCUGGUCUCUGGCAUGCAUUUUGUAUGAGAUGUGCUGUAUGAAUCAUGCAUUCACUGGCUCCAAUUUCUUAUCCAUCGUUCUAAAAAUUGUUGAAGGCGACACUCCUUCUCUCCCUGAGAGAUACCCAAGACAGCUUAAUGCCAUCAUGGAAAGCAUGUUGAAUAAGAGUCCUUCAUUGAGACCAUUUACUGUAGAAAUUUAAAAAAUUCCUUACAUUGCUGAACAACCACAGCACCUGAUGUGCCAAUAUUCGGAAAUGACCCUGGAAGACAAGAAUUUGAAUCGUCAGAAGGAGGAAGCUUAUAUAAUUAAUGCUGCAGAAAAAAUCCACCUGCAGACCCUGUGGGCGCUGUCUGAGGUACAGAAAAUGACACCAAGAGAGAGGAUGCGGCUGAGGAAGGUCCAGGCAGCUGAUGAGGAGGCCAGGAAGCUAAAAAAGCUUUUGGAAGAAAAAUAUGAAGAAAACAACAAACAAAUGCAAGAACUGAGAUCUCGGAACUUGCAGCAGCUGACUGUGGAUGUGCUCCACGUGAAGCAUUUAAUGGGAAUUGAAGAAAAGGAGGGGCAACCUGAGGGAAGGCUUUCUUGUUACCCCUGGAGGAGGUUGGAGAGAGGAGGCCAGGCAGAGAGGAGAACAGAAUUUGAUGACCCAGCUUCAGAGAACCUACCUGAGUCUCAGCCCAUUCCUUCCCUGGACCUUGGCACACUUGGGUCAAGUGUAGAGGACACUGUAGCUGACCUUGGAGAUCACGCGAAGAUGAGCUGGAAACUCGCACCGGAUGAGGGACCUCCGCUUCUACAUGAGUUAAACAGCAUCACUACUAACAUGUGUAAGACUGUGAAUGCUCUGAAGUAA